AAAAAAAAAAAAUGACAGGUGGGGGAGGAGGGGAGGUGAGCGGUGGCUGCUCUGUCUUUUGCUUUUGAGUUACCACCACCUUCAUUUCCUCUGCUUUGAAAACAUUCCUUUUCAACAUUCUUUUCCACUUUUUCAUUUCUGCAAUCCACCACCCCAUCAUUCCUUAAGAACACACUACCAUUCUCCUAAUCUCUCUCUCUCUCUCUCUCUCUCUCUCUCUCUGUGUCAAGACAAAAGCAUACAUUUGCUCCUCAAUUCUGUUCUGAAUCUGAUGAUCAUAUAAAAUCCAAAAAUGGGAACUCCUGUAAACAUCAUAGUUGGAUCACAUGUGUGGACAGAGGAUCCCGAAAUUGCAUGGAUCGAUGGAGAAGUGAUAGAAAUCAAAGGCAAAGAAGCCACCAUAGUCAAAACAAAUGGAGAAAAAAUAGUUGCAGAUAUUUCCAGUAUAUACCCCAAAGACACAGAAGCACCACCAGCUGGGGUCGAUGACAUGACCAAGUUAGCUUACCUCCAUGAGCCGGGAGUCCUUUACAACCUUGCUUCUAGAUUUUCUCUCAAUGAGAUAUAUACUUACACGGGGAAUAUUCUAAUAGCGGUAAAUCCUUUCCGGAGACUGCCACACUUGUACGACGUCCACAUGAUGCAGCAGUACAAAGGAGCUGCUUUUGGAGAGCUAAGUCCACAUCUCUUUGCGGUUGCAGAUACCUGUUACAGGGCAAUGAUAAAUGAAAACGGGAGCCAAUCCAUCUUGGUAAGUGGAGAGAGUGGAGCUGGUAAGACAGAAACAACAAAAAUGCUUAUGAGAUACCUCGCAUUCAUGGGGGGCAGAUCAAAUACUGAAGGAAGAACAGUUGAACAACAAGUUUUGGAGUCCAACCCAGUCUUGGAAGCAUUUGGGAAUGCCAAAACUGUGAAAAACAACAAUUCUAGUCGUUUUGGUAAAUUUGUAGAGAUUCAAUUUGAUAAGAAUGGAAAGAUAUCUGGGGCUGCAGUUCGGACAUAUCUUCUUGAAAGAUCACGUGUUUGCCAAGUCUCUGACCCGGAGAGGAAUUACCACUGUUUCUACAUGCUCUGUGCAGCACCACCAGAGGAUGUUAAGAAAUUCAAAUUAGGAGACCCAAGAAAAUUCCACUAUCUAAACCAAACUAAUUGCUACGAAGUUGCAAAUGUGGAUGAUGCAAGGGAGUAUCUGGAAACCAGAAACGCCAUGGAUGUUGUAGGGAUCAGCCAGGAUGAGCAGGAUGCUAUAUUCCGUGUGGUAGCUGCAAUACUCCAUCUUGGAAACAUAGAAUUCAUCAAAGGGAAGGAUAUUGAUUCUUCCAAACUGAAAGAUGACAAAGCAGUCUACCAUCUCCAAACUGCUGCAGAACUACUCAUGUGCAAUGAAAAGGCUCUCGAAGACUCACUUUGCAAGCGUAUGAUAGUAACACCUGAUGGAAACAUUACGAAACUACUAGACGUAGCUGCGGCUACCUUGAGUCGUGAUGCCCUGGCAAAGACAAUAUACUCCAGGCUUUUUGAUUGGAUUGUGGACAAGAUAAACAAUUCAAUUGGCCAAGACCCCAACGCAAUCAGUAUAAUUGGGGUUCUUGAUAUUUAUGGAUUUGAGAGUUUCAAGAUUAACAGUUUUGAGCAGCUAUGUAUCAAUCUAACAAAUGAGAAGUUGCAACAGCAUUUUAAUCAGCAUGUAUUCAAGAUGGAACAAGAAGAGUACACACGGGAGGAAAUUGACUGGAGUUACGUAGAAUUUGUAGAUAAUCAAGAUGUUUUGGAUCUCAUUGAGAAGAAACCUGGGGGUAUAAUUGCUCUUCUUGAUGAAGCAUGCAUGUUUCCCAAGGCAACCCAUGAGACGUUUGCACAAAAGAUGUAUCAGACAUAUAAAGCACAUAAACGCUUCAGCAAGCCAAAACUUGCUCGAACAGACUUCACAAUCAACCAUUAUGCUGGAGAUGUUACUUACCUGGCUGAUCAAUUCCUAGACAAAAAUAAGGAUUAUGUUGUAGCAGAACAUCAAGCUCUAUUGGAUGCCUCCAGGUGCACUUUCGUUGCACAUCUCUUCCCUCCACAACCUGAAGAAACAUCCAAGCAAUCCAAGUUCUCAUCCAUUGGAACCCGCUUCAAGCAACAACUACAAGCUUUGAUGGAAACCUUGAACACAACAGAGCCACAUUACAUCAGAUGUGUAAAGCCAAAUGCAGUUUUAAAGCCCGGUAUCUUCGAAAACUUCAAUGUCUUGAAUCAGUUAAGAUGUGGGGGUGUAUUAGAGGCAAUUAGGAUAAGCUGUGCUGGAUAUCCAACAAAAAGGACAUUUGAUGAGUUCCUUGAUCGUUUUGGAAUGUUAGCUCCAGAUGUUCUGGAUGGGUCUGAUGAGAAAUCAGCAUGUGUUACCAUCUGUGAUAGGAUGGGCUUGAAGGGCUAUCAGAUUGGUAAAACAAAAGUGUUCCUUAGAGCUGGACAGAUGGCUGAAUUAGAUGCUCGGAGAACUGAAAUUCUGGCUAAUGCUGCAAGGCGUGUCCAAAGACAAAUCCGAACUCAUCUUACCCGAAGAGAGUUCAUCACUCUUCGAUUUGCUACAAUUCACAUGCAGAAACUCUGGAGAGCACAACUUGCACGUAAACUGUAUGAACAUAUGAGAAAAGAAGCUGCUUCAAUCCGUAUACAGAAACAUGCACGUGCUCAUGCGGCAAGAAAAUCUUACACAAACUUACAGGCAUCUGCAAUAGAUAUUCAAACUGGGCUGCGAGUAAUGGCAGCCCGGAAUGAAUAUAGACGCAGAAGAAGAAACAAGGCCGCAACAAUAGUUCAGACUCAAUGGCGAAGAUUCCAUGCUCUUACUGCUUAUAAUCAGCAGAAGAAAUCAACUCUUACACUUCAAUGUCUCUGGAGAGCAAAGGUAGCAAGGAAGGAGCUUAAAAAGCUGAGGAUGGCUGCACGAGAAACCGGAGCACUUAAAGAAGCAAAGGACAAGUUGGAGAAGCGUGUUGAAGAACUAGCAUGGCGACUAGAUUUCGAAAAGCAUUUAAGGAUUGAUCUUGAAGAAGCAAAAGGACAAGAAAUUGCAAAACUACAAAAUGCUUUACAUGAAAUGCAAGCACAACUCGAUGACGCCCAUGCUGCAAUCAUUCACGAAAAAGAAGCAGCAAAAAUAGCUAUUGAACAAGCUCCACCAGUCAUCAAAGAGGUACCAGUCGUGGAUAACACCAAGCUGGAGUUAUUGACAAAUCACAACGAGGAACUGGAGGGUGAGAUAAGUGAGCUGAAGAAGAGGGUAGAAGAAUUUGAGCAGAAGUACACUGAAGUUCAAAAUGAGAGCACAGCAAGACUUAAAGAGGUAGAAGAGUCACAGCAGAGAGCAUUGCAACUUCAAGAAACAAUUGAAAGAUUAGAACUGAACUUGUCCAACCUCGAAUCUGAAAACCAGGUUCUACGCCAGCAGGCUUUGGUUGCAUCAACAAAUGAGGACCUCUCAGAAGAAAUGGAAGUCCUCAAGAACAAGAUGAGAGAUUUGGAGUCAGAAAAUGAGAUUCUCCGCAACCAAAAAGCAGUCAUGGAGCAAAUAGCUAGUCCUGAACGGGUACUGCCACAGGUAAAGCAUUUUGAUAAUGGACAUCAACCAGAAGAAAAUCACCAAACAACAAAAGUAGAGGAUCAAGCGACCAAAGAGUCAGGGACUCUUGUAUCGUUCCUAACUAAACAAAGAUCCCUAACAGACAGGCAGCAGGAAAAUCAGGAUGUACUAAUCAAGUGUCUCAUGGAAGAUAAACGGUUCGACCAGAAUAGACCUGUUGCUGCCUGUAUUGUGUAUAAAUCACUUCUUCAGUGGAGAUCCUUUGAAGCAGACAAGACAAAUAUAUUUGAUAGGAUUAUUCACACCAUACGAUCAUCCAUAGAGAACCAGGAAAACAUCAAAGAUCUAGCGUAUUGGCUAUCAACAACUUCAACCCUUUUGUUUCUUCUACAAAAUACGAUCAAGGCAAGUAAUGCACCCAACGCGGCUUCGCAUCGUAACAGAACUUCACCCACCAGCUUGUUUGGUAGAAUGGCUCAGGGUUUUCGUUCAUCUUCAAAUAGCAUGGGAAUUUCCAGUGGGUACAGUGGAAUGGAGGGAAAGCCAAAUACACAAUCAAAAAUAGAAGCUAAGUACCCAGCUCUACUGUUUAAGCAACAUCUGACUGCUUGUGUUGAGAAAAUAUAUGGGAUGAUCCGUGAUAGCUUAAAGAAAGAGAUUAGUCCAUUCUUGAGCUUGUGCAUACAGGCACCAAGAUCUGCAAGGGCCAGAUCAAUAAGAGGGUCAUCUAAAAAUAUCCAUUCGAAUAUGGUUGCAAAACAACAGGCAUCAAGCAUACACUGGCAAAGUAUUGUCAGUAACUUGGACCAUAUCUUGGGCAUACUGUCUGAAAACUAUGUCCCUCCAAUGAUCAUAAGAAAAAUCUUCAGUCAGGUAUUCUCAUUCAUAAAUGUCCAGCUUUUUAAUAGUUUGUUGCUUCGUCGUGAAUGCUGCUCAUUUAGCAAUGGAGAAUAUGUAAAGGCUGGUUUGCAAGAACUGGAACAGUGGUGUAGUAAAGCAACAGAUCAGUUUGCCGGAUCAUCGUGGGAUGAACUCCAACAUAUAAGGCAAGCCGUAGGAUUUCUGGUUUUACAUCAAAAGACUCAUAAAUCAUUGGAUGAGAUCACUAGUGAACUCUGCCCGAUGUUAAGCAUUCCACAAAUAUACCGCAUUGGAACCAUGUUUUGGGAUGACAAAUAUGGAACCCAAGGAUUAUCUCCAGAAGUAAUUGGCAAAAUGAGGGCACUAAUGGCAGAAGAUUCGAUUAGCAUGCCAAAUAACACUUUCUUGCUCGACGUGGAUUCAAGCAUACCUUUCACCAUGGAAGAGAUUUCAAGAUCCUUCUUGGAUAUCAACCUAUCUGAUGUGGAUCCGCCACCCCUUCUCCGCCAGAGAUCCGAUUUCCAUUUCCUAUUGCAGCAAACAAAUUGAGAAUUUGAGUUUUCCUUCUUUUUAAAAAAAAAAUUCACAUAGAGAAGAAAAGAAAAAAAAUCUUAUCAUUAUUAAUUGAUUGAUUACCCAUUUUGCGUUUUGGGUGAGAGAGUGAGUGUUCAAAAUGUAAAGUUUUAUUCUUUUUUGACUUUUCAGUUCACACACAUGAAGAAUUCAGUUCAUGGUCAUACCAAUUUUUUCAUUCAAAAAAUAGUGCUUUUGGGAUUGGGCUGUUGGAGUGAUUGUUGUAGAGAGAACAAAAUUAUUAUAUUUUCAUAGAAGAGAGAAGAAAGUUUUUGUUCAUGAA
Messenger RNA from Cornus florida, 5285 nucleotides. Its product is annotated as myosin-12. NCBI's taxonomy places the organism in Eukaryota, Viridiplantae, Streptophyta, Magnoliopsida, Cornales, Cornaceae. Gene Ontology annotation, biological process: vesicle transport along actin filament; actin filament organization. The transcript has 40 exons. Gene Ontology annotation, molecular function: microfilament motor activity; actin filament binding; ATP binding. Gene Ontology annotation, cellular component: actin cytoskeleton; cytoplasm; vesicle. The record is from RefSeq and is a predicted model, not a curated record. Bases 293 to 4978 code for a protein of 1561 amino acids.